AUGAAAACAUUUAUUGAAAAUAAUAGUGUAUAUGCAAGUAAUGUAACAGAGAAUGAUGCAAAUUUAAUAGGCAAGUGUAAAACCAUUGAAGAAAUAAAAAAUAAGUACAAAAAUGACAACCCUUUAAAUUAUGCUAGCAUAGAUAACAAUCAUAUAGACAAAAAGGAGACAGAAAGGGAAAAAGACAACAACUCUGAAACAGAAACGAAAGCGAAAACGGAAAUAGAACUGGAACAAGAAAACGAAGACCAAACGGAUAAAGAAAAAGUAAGUAGUCAUGAUUCAUACAUAAGUAAUAAAAACAUUAAAGAAACUAAAAAAGCUUCUAUGCAAAAUGGAAAAAAUUAUAUCGACAAGUACGAAAAAUUAUUUACAAAAAAUAACAAUUACAAUGAGGAAAUUAGGCAAGAAUCAAACAGUAAUAACAAAUCAACAGUUAAGCAUAGACUGUUCGAUAGAAAUGGUACUAAUACAACAAAUAAAAGUAAAGUUUUAGUAUCUAACACAAAAAAGAACAAAUAUUAUAACUUUAAAACUGAUUAUAACAAUUUUAAUAGUAAGGUACCCAGUUACAAUUCAUCCAGCAGAAAUUGCAGUGAAGCAGUUAAUUCAAAGAGAAAGUUUUAUGCACUUGGAGAGAUAAAUACAAAUAAUCAUGUAAACGUAGAGAUGUAUGAAUCACUCCAUAGAUAUAACAAAAAACAUACGCAAAAUAGGCAGGGAUCAGAAAAUAUUCAUAAAUUCUCAACGGCGGAUUCUAAGGAAAAAAAUAUUGACAAUGCAAUUCUAGAGGACUGUGAAAAUAUAAAGAAAGAAGACCAAAAAAUGAAUAACUAUGAUUUACUUACAGACAAUACAAACAAUGGGGAUUAUUUGGGAAAUUUAAAAGGUGGUAGUAGUAAUGUAAAAAAUAUGUUUCAUAGAAAUGAUGAUAAUAAAAGAAUGAAUGAAGAUAACAAGGAAACUAAUUAUAAUUUUCCAUUUAGUAAUAGAACAUAUAAUGAGAAUCUUAAUAAUAAUCAUGAAAUUGAUUUUAAGAAUAAUAUUAGAUACAAUUCUACAGGUGUUGAUAUUCCAAAGCAUAAUAAUUCAAAAAAAAUAGAUAUGAAUAUUUUGUAUAAUAAUGAUAUAGAAAAGUUAAACAGCAAUUUAUCUGCUUACAAUGAUACAAAUAAACUAAGUGAGUUGCAAGAAAAACAUAAACAUAAUUUUCUCUACGAAAAAGAGUACCCAAGUUACAUAAAUGAAAUAAAGGAAAAGACAUAUAGUAAAACGAAAAAAGACAAUAUCGAUAUGUAUUCUAACAAUAUGGCUUUUUAUAAUGAAAACAACUCCAGAAAAGAAUUGAGGAGCAAUUUUAUGAAUAAUGCAAUGAACAAUGCAAUGAACAACGCAAUGAACAACGCAAUGAACAAUGCAGUGAAUAAUGCAAUGCAUAAUAGAAAGAAGGAGGAAAUUUUUACCAGUGAAAAAAAAGGAUCCAACGAGAGGGAAUUAGACAUGUUCAAUAAGUAUAACUACAACAGCGACGUCAGACAUAAAGUGGCCACUAACGAAAGUGAUAUGAGCAGCAAGAAGAAAAAAAUUUUAGAAAAUUUGAUGAAUAUUAACAAAAAUAAUGAUGAAGAAUCAAGUAGAACAAAUUUUAAAUUGGAUAAUGUAAAAAAUAAUCAUGUAGAUAAUUAUUAUAAGAAUAAAAUUGCACUCCAUUAUGACUACAAAAAUUCAAAUCACAGACGUUCAAAUUCGACUAAUGUGAAUGUUGGAAGACAAGCCAUUGACAGAGUUAGUAAUUAUAUAAAUUACGCAGAUGAUACACAAGCCAGAGUAAACUACUACAAUGACAGAGAAUCGAGGAGUAUUUCAGGCUAUGAAAAAUAUUUGCAAUUAAAAAAUAACAAUAGUAAUGGAGUUUUCUCUAGGAAUAUCCCAGACGAUGUAAAAACAAAUGAACUGAAUAAGAAUCUCAAUUAUGAUGUAAGCACCGUAGAUGAUAAUAAUGGAAACAUUCACAGUAACAACAAUUAUAUCGAUGCACAUCACAAUGUCAAUAAUAACCCUACCAAUUUGAAGAAUAAUCACGAUUUACCCAAUCUGAAAAAUCUGGAUCUCAAUGAACUAAGGAAAAAGCAUAUGAGUAACCUAAAUCACAACAAUGAAAAAGAGUCAAAAUAUUCACACAAGGAGGAAUCGUAUACGGAUAACAAAAACGAAAAUUAUAAUUUGUAUGUGAUAAAUGAAAAGAAUAAAGUACAAUCGUUAUUAAAUAACUACGAGGAUCUAUUCUCGUUCGACAAAAAUAUAAAAAAGAAGAAUGAUAUUAAAAACAUUGUAUGCGUAUGUCAAGCAAGUAAACAAAUGGCUCGAUUACAGCUACACAUGGAAGAGGGUAGACAGAUGCUAGAAACGGAAAAGAAUUUAUUUAAAAAAAAAAAGGAUAAUUUUGAAAAAAAGGUUGAAAUGUUAGCAGAAAAAGAAAAGGAGAUAGAUAAAAUUCAUUCUCAAAUUAAAGAAAAGGAAGUAAUGAUUGAUAAGAAAAAGAACGAAAUCGAAGAAAAAGAAAAAUAUGUCAAUUCUAUAAAAAUUAAGUAUGAUAAUGCUCAGAAAGAAUUGUUAGAAAAAAUGAAUGAAUGCAUUGCUAUAGAAAAUAAAUGCAAAAACAAAUUGCAUGAAUAUGAUGAGAAGUUUGGGAUGUUUAAUAAAAAAAUUAAAGAAAUGGAAGAGAGAGAAAAGGAAAUCGAAAAUGAGAGAAAAAACAUGGAAAGAAAGGAAAAAAUGCUAAGUAAUGACAAAAAAGAUUUAGAAGAAGAAAAAUUACUAAAUAUGAAAGAAAAAAAUGAAUUGGAAAUGCUAAAAAAGGAAUUAGACUCGUUAGAGAAAGAAAAGAAAAAAAUAAUCGAAUGUGAAUACAACAAUUUACAUAAUAAGGAAGAAGAAUUGAGACGAAAUGAACGAAGUAACCUCAUAAAGGAAAACGAAUUAAAAAGCAGAAUUGACAAAUAUAAUGAGUUAGUUGAUGAAUUAAAUAAAAAGAAAAAAGAAGUAGAAAAUGAGAAAUUGAAAGUUUUAGAUGAAUUGGAACAAGAAAAAAUGAAGCUCAUGAAUGAAAAAAAUCAUUUAAAGAUAGAAAAGGAAAACGAAAUAAAUUUCAUGAGGGAGGAAUUGAAAAAAGAAAGAAUGUUAAUGAUAGAUGAUGUGGAGAAAAGGAAAAUGAUUAUGCUAGAAGACAUUGAAAAUACUAAAAAUAGAAUGCUGGAAAAUAUAGAAAAAGAAAAUAAAAGGAUGAAAGAUGAAAUUGAAAACGAAAAAAGAGCCAUGCUAAAAAAUAUGGAAGAUGAUAAAGAAAAAUUCAAAAUUUAUGUUGAAAAAAAAUUCAAAGAAAAUUUGGAAAAUGAAAAAUUGUUAUUAGAAAAAAAAUAUGAAGAGGAGACCAGAAAACUGCAGAACGAAAUUGCCAAUGAAAAAAAGAAUAUACUCAAAGAUAGAGACAAUUUUGAGCAUCAAAAAAAGAUAUAUGAAGAAGAAUUUCGAGCAAAGUGUGAAAAAUAUGAAGAGAGUAUACAAAAAAGGUAUGAACAGUUAGAUGAAGAGAAAAACAAAAUGAAAUACCUUAUAAUGAAAGAACAAGAAGAAUUGGAGAACUACAAGAAAAGAGUUUAUCUUGACAUCGAGGAAGAGAAAGACAAAUUGUAUGUACAACAAGAAAAGAUUAAUUUAGAAAAGGAAAAUUUACUAGUGGAGAAAGAACAAAUAGAAAUAGAAUUAAAAAAUUAUAAAAACUUUAAAGAAAAGGAAGAAAACGAUAUAAAAAUUCGUAUAAUAAAUUUGUCGCAACAGCAGGAAGAUUUAAAUAAGGAGAAGGAAUGUUUAGAAAAGGAAAAGGAAGAAAUUGAAAAACGAGAAUUCGAUUUAGAUGAAAGAGAGCAAGGUCUAAAUAAUGACAAAAUGCAGAUAGAAGAGUCACGAAAAAUAUUCGAUGAACAAUUAGAAAAAAUUAAAAAAAAUAAGGAAGAAUUGUUAAAUUAUGAUAAAAACUUAAAAACAAAAGAAAUCGAUUUAAUUGAAAAGGAAAAGGAGCAAAAGAAAAAUGAAGAUGAACUACAUAAGAAAAAGGAAAAGUUGAACGAAUUUGAUAGUGAUCUUAAGGAAUAUAGUGGUAAGUUGCAAGGAAGAGAAAAAAAACUUAAGGAAAAAAAAAACGAACUACAAAAAGUUAAAGACCAAUUGGUUAAUUAUAAAAAUAGCUUGAAACAAAAGGAAGCUCAAUUUCAAAUGAUCGGGAAACGAGAAAAGGAGCUGCUAGAUGAACAAACGGUUAUUCAGAUUGAUAGAAAUAGUUUAGAAGCAGAGAAAAAGCAAUUCUUACUCAUGAAAGAGAAACAUGAAAAGGAUACUGAAUUUAUACAAGAACAGUUGAAACUUUUGCAUGAACAACUCAAAAAUAAAGAAAAAUCUUUGAAGGAAAAAGAAAAUGAAAUCAAUUUGUUGAACAAAUUACAAGACUGUCGAAGUAAAAGCGGAAAAGGUGCAAUUAUAUCGUUAAAAAAUUUAGAUAAUAGAAAACUGAGUUCAAAUUUAUCUAGAGCUAGUAAUUCUAAAAACAGAGUAAAGGUGAAAAUUAUUGGGAAAAACAAAUUAGAUUUAAUAAGAAGAAAUAGAAAAAAAAGCAUAAAUUUUAACUACAACAACCUGGAAAUUAAUAAUAGUAUUCAAUAUAUUGAUAGUAUGAUAAAUGAAAACUUCAAAAAUAAACCCUUUUUAAAAUAUAAAAAUAAUAACAGUUUAGGACUGUCCGAGGCAAAUUUUCCUCCAGAUCAUGUUAACAAUAAUGACAUGGGACCCUAUUCCAAAACUAAAGCAGAUAAUUAUAUGGAAUCAAAAUAUAUGAAGGAUAAUACUUUUAAUUAUGAUAAGAAUGGGUCGAGAAUAGAUGCUUCGCACAUAAGUAUGAUCGAUAAAAAUGGUCCUAGCGUUCUCUCUUAUGCUGUAAAGAAUACAGUAGAAUAUUCUCAAGCUGUUGAUGUGGGAAAUUGUUUGGAGAACACAUCUAAUAAAAACAAGUACCUCAAGAGCAAUGUCCCUAUGAGUAACGUAGGGACAAGAUUAAGAAAUAACUUUGAUAAAGAAUCAUUUGAUCCAAUUAAUAAAUUCAACGCGAAUAAUGACAAUCAAGGAGUCAGCAAUAAUUACGUGAGCGAGAUGACUAAGACGAACGAGGAAAAUUACGAAAAACGUACAGAUAAUGAUAUGACUAGCAAUAUUACUAGCGAUUUGGUCAAUGAAAUGGAUAAUAAUAAUGCCAAUAAUUCCAAUAAUCUUAAUGAAUACAUGAAAAAUUACAAUGAAAACCGAAAUUAUGACAACUAUUCUAAUGACCCAAACAAUGGACAUUAUAAAAAAGGAAUGGGGAAAGUGGGAACUCAUAAUUAUGUUACCGAGGAAGGUAGAAACAGAAACCAUAUGACGAUGAAAAAUAAAUACAAUUACGGUUACAAUGAUAAUGAACAUAUGGAUGAUGAUAAAAAUCUGGAGGAGAGGAAGUAUACUAAGCAAAAUAGCGCAUACACAACUAAUUCCUAUACCAAUAGUGACAAAGCACCUGGGAAUAUGAACCCAAAUUCCAAGGAAAACACACAUAAUAACAACAACUAUAACAACUACAAUUGCAACAACUACAACAAGCACAACAGCCACAACAGCUACAACAUCAACAACAUGAGCACAAAUAUCAAAAUGGGAAAUAGCAAUUUCAAUGACACCUUAAAUUCGAAAAACGUUUCGCGUAUGGAUUUGAAGGAAAUAAAAAAUCAGGAAAAUAACAACAAUAUUUUGUCAUCGUUAAAUGUAAAUAAUUUAAUAGAGUCCGAUUUGAUAGAUAUAAAAAGUAAUUACGGAACAUACUCUGAUAAAAAUAAAAACAAAUAUGAUGAUGAUAUGUAUUUAGAAAAUUAUGAACAAAAAGGUAUGAACAUGAUGACGGAAUAUGACAAUUAUGGACAGAAUAAACCCAAAGGGCAUGUCCAAAGUAUUGAUGGUAUUAAUAAGAACAUUAGUACUAUUAAUAAUGAUGUGGAUCAUAUAAACAAUAACAUAAAUAAUAUUAAUGAUAAUUUGCACAAAAUUAACAGCCAUGUACAUUCAGUCGAGAACGUUUCGAGAUGUUUUCCUCCCACAGCGAAUAACGGAAUCAGCACCCAUACAGGGGAAAACAAUACCCUUAGAGGUGAUCAUAAUAAUAAUCCAACAACAAACAAAAAUAGAAAAAAUCUUGCAUCCCUGAAUAAGAUAGAUAAUUUGGUGAAUAAAAAUAUGCAAUCCAUAAAUCACAUGUCAAGUUUAAUGCAAAGUAAUAAAAAGAAAACUUUUCCAUUUAACAAACAAAUGGAAAAUUUGAAAAAUAAUAAUUUUACAAAAACGAACAAAAAGAACAAUAAUGAAAACCUUUUUAAUUACAAUAACGAUGAGAAUGAUGCCUUAAAAAAAGAAACUAGUUUUAAUGAAUUUUUAGAAGAUGUAAAUUCUGAAAAAUAUUACAAUCCUUCCGAGGUUCGUAAUGAAAAGGAAAAUGACGAUUUUUAUCAUAAUAUGGAAAAAUCAUUGAAUGGUAAAAACAUGAAUGACUCGUAUGAAUGUGAAAAUGUAGGAAAUUACAACAAUAUCAACAUGAAUAAUAAGGGUAGAGGAAUCGAAAUGGUGCACAAAGGUUGGAACAACACUACGGAAGAUAGAGAUCACAAUGGAGGCAAUGGAAACACAAACGGAAAUGGCCACGAAGAUGACUAUAGUUACGAUUAUGGAAAUGGUAAUAACAUCAUGAAGAACCGUGUUACACAUUUAUCCUUUCAAAAAAAAAAGAACAACAUGAAAACAAUGCCAGAUAAUGGAUACAAUAGUGACAGUAAUAUUUUUCGAAAUAAUAACUUUGCAAACAAUGAAGAAACUUGUGGAAAAUUAAAUUCAAAUAACAUUAAAUACAACAAAGAGAACAAAUUGACAAUGCGAAACAAUAGUAGCAACAUCUAUUAUAACACUAAUAAUAACCCAUCCCAAAAUUAUAGAAAUGAUAUUAUACAUAAUAAUACAAAAAUUAAAAAACAAGAAUUACAUGAAGAAAACAUUUCUAGAAAUUUAAAAGAAAGAAAACACAUGUUUUCUGAAAAAAGUAUUAAACAACACGAAAAUGUAAACAGAAAUACUAGUAGGGAUAAUACGAUGAAUGAGAAUAUAAACAAUGCGACGUAUUUGAAAAGGUCAAACAUGAACACGCAUAAUUUAGAGGAUGAAAAUAAAGAUGUGCAUAUAAAUAAACACAACAGAAGUAACAGUAGAACCAAUUUAAUAGACCAAAAUGUAAAUAAAAACUCGAACAUGGUUAGGAUAAAGGGAUUUAUGAAGGGCAUGCAACAAAAUGGACGCGAGCUCCUCAAUGAGACGGGCGCUAAUGGUAGUGGAAAUAGCGCAGGAAAUAUCGGGAGUAACAAAGGAAAUAAUAUAAUAGAACAGCUUGACAAAACCCUGCUUAAUAAGUCUAUCAUGAUGAAUAAAAAUCAAAAGAAGUUUGAAAAAAAUUAA
This is a messenger RNA of Plasmodium gonderi, 7572 nucleotides long. RefSeq lists its product as hypothetical. Bases 1 to 7572 code for a protein of 2523 amino acids. The transcript has 3 exons. Lineage: Eukaryota; Apicomplexa; Aconoidasida; Haemosporida; Plasmodiidae. The record is from RefSeq and is a predicted model, not a curated record.